UGACCGUGACGUCACGAAGGUCCCUUCCGAGGAUAGGAACUAGCCGCUACAAUGCGAAAAUCGCUCCAUUCAUUUUUCUGAGAGGUUGUCCCCUGGUUUAUUUGUGUGGGUUCUGAACAGGUCCAGAAAUUCUUUCGCUCCUGUCUGCAGAAUAUUCGCUUAAAUCUCUUCUGCUGCAGGACCUGUGUGCUCAGCUUCAUGGCAGGCAUAAAAGCUCUGGUCAGCCUGUCGUUCGGUGGAGCAAUUGGACUGAUGUUUCUAAUGCUGGGAUGUGCUCUGCCACAAUACAACAAGUACUGGCCACUUUUUGUCUUGUUCUUCUACAUUCUUGCACCAAUCCCAUACUGCAUAGCAAAGAGAGUGGUAGAUGACACAGAUGCAGCAAGCAAUGCUUGCAAGGAGCUUGCUAUAUUCCUCACUACUGGCAUUGUUGUUUCUGCAUUUGGACUUCCCAUUGUAUUUGCCAGAGUACAAGUGAUUGCGUGGGGAGCGUGUGCUCUGGUUCUUACAGGAAACAUGGUAAUUUUUUCUACCAUUUUAGGAUUCUUUUUAGUCUUUGGAAAUAAUGAUGACUUCAGUUGGCAACAGUGGUGAAGUACAAUUGUGCAGUUGUUCGCAAGCAACCAUUAUGCUCAAUAUGGUUUCCAUCCAUUCAGCGGAAAGAAGGAAUAGAGGGCAAGGAAAUAACCAGUUUCACCCUGGGAGUAAUAUGUGGUUUCUGAAAUAUAACCAUACCUUUUGCCAUGGACAUGCAGAGUGGCCUGUCAGGAACGCGCUUAUACCAAGAAAAUAUUCUUCCUUCUAUUUUUCUAUUUUUUUUUUUUUUUUUUGCUGGUUUUUGUUCAGAACCUUUCCUGUUUAGUUUUGGUCUAAGUUUUCAUUCUUUUUUUCUUUAAUUUUAAAACAGUAUUUUUAUGUUGGACUUUUUUUUUUUUGUACCACUGAAGUUAUGGGGCCUUAGGGUCUAUUGAGUUGGGACCACCACAUACCGACCACUAGAGAUAUAGGCACUUUUCAUUUAUAAGCCACUUUAGAGGCUUUUUCUUUACAUUGACUGUCCAUAGCACUGAAAUUAUACAAACAGUAUGUCCUGUUUGCCUUCCUGCACAGCUUGCAAUAAGUUUUUGUUCUUGCUUUUUCUUAUCAAUUUAAUAAUAAUCUCUGCCCCUGCAUGUUGCAUGUUAGUAGCUAAGAAGGUUUGUUACAAAAAUAAUCUCAUGUAUCUCUGGUUUAUGUUCUGGUUUUCCUUAAAGGAGAAGGAAAGGCUAAGUCACUUGGAGUUGCCAAAAUGUUAGGCACCCCCAAGUGACUUUAAUUGCUUGCCUUUUACCCCAGGCUGGUGCCCAUGUUAGGAGAAAACAGAACCAGCCUGGGUUACGUGCAGCGAGCGCUUCCUUCUGUGUCAAAAUCCCUGGGCCGGCGCAUGCACAGUAGAGCGGAAAGCUGACUUUUUUUGUUCAGCUUUUCACUCUACUGCACAAGCGCACAAAGAAGAAGAGCACUUUGCCUUUCCUUCUCCUUUAAAUAUUUAAUUAUUUUAGAAACUCAUUUUAAACUAUUAAAAUAUCCCCUUAUUUUAUUUACAACAUACAGUGAUGUAUGAAAAGGCAUCAGACUGCAUUAGUUUUGGUUAAGACUCCUGUUACUUUGAGUAUUGAAUGAGCAUGAAAUGAAGAAAAGCCAGGGAACCAAAUGAAAAAUACUGUAGGCAACUUAGUAGCAGGCCCUAGCAUUUUAGGAGCAGUGUCCUUAUACUUCUUCAAAGAGAAAAAAAAUGUAUUGUUCAUACUGCAGUAUAUUCUUUUAACACUGGCCAUACAUUGAAGAUCCACACAAGAUUCACUAUACGAGCAGCAAAUCUUGGGCCAUUUUUGGACACCCACGUGGUGGAGUGAAUCAAGUUUAUCUGGUUAUGUGUACCACCUGAGCUGACAAUUGAAUCACUUACUUACCUGAUACUCUGGGCCAUUGUUCCUGUUAGCAGAAAAACUGCUUCGGCCUGGGGUUCUUCUCAGCGAGCACCACAGAACAAUCCUCUUCCUGCUUCUUCUUUCUUCGUGUGGAUGUGCAGUGAAGUAAUAAGCCGGGCUUUAACAAAAAAGGCAGCUUUUUCACUUUGCAACACACGUUAGCCACUGGGUAGUAAAGAAAGACAAGGUGGAAGAAGAGGAUCGUUCUUUGUUGGACGCUGAGGAGAACCUUGGGCCUGGGCAGUUUUCUGUUAACAAGAGCAACCAGCCCAAGGUAUCAGGUAAGUAAAUACACUCAAUGUGGGGUACCUAACUUUUGUCAUUCCCCCCCCCCACACCCAUGUAAUUUCACCGUUGCUCCUCCUUUAAAAUACGCAUAUGUUUGUGCAAAAUUUGUUAAAGACAAAGCUACAUGUAAAACAGUUUUUUUUAUUUUAUUUUAGUUGGGAGCUUCCCAACUACAGCAACUAUCUUUAAAGUGGACCUGUCACCCAGACAUAAAAAGCUUUAUAAUAAAAGCCCUUUUCAAAUUAAACAAGAAAUCCAAUAUAAUUUUUUUAUUACCACAUCCAUACCCAUUAUAAAAGCAUUUAAAAAUCCCAGCUGUCAAUCAUAUAUUGCCUGCCUCGCCUCUAUGCCUUAGGCAUAAAGGUGGGGCAGAGAGUUACUUUCACUUUCAAUUCAGAACUUUUUAGAUGUUGCUGCUCUCCUCACAUUCCCCCUCCCUCUGCACCAUGUAAUUUUGUAACCAGUGUACGGACAUGGGCAUCAGGUACCCCCAUACGGGCAGAGAAACAAGAUUUUGGCAGGAUGCAAUGCCUGCUUUGAUAACAGUGUCCACAAAAUGGUGCCGGCCUGCUUGCUGCAUUUGUGAAUACCAAUUCAUUCCAUUUUCUUAUUUUAUUUUAUAAAUUAAAAUAAUUUAUAUAGUGUAAGUUAAGUUUAUUUUGCUUGACAAACACAAUAGAAAACAAUUUGAAAUUAUUUCUUAAGGUGACAGGUCCCCUUUAAUUAUGUUGUUUUUUUUACCCCAUAAAAUACAUUGAUAAAAAUGUAAGUUAUCAUUAAAAUAUAUCACAUUACAUAACACCUACAUGGGGUAGCAUGGAAUAAAACAUUUUUUCUGCACUCCUAAAAAAAAAUACAUCAUUGGUUAUUUCAUUAAAUUGUAAUACAAUCCAAUGGUGAAAGGUCAGGUAGGGAAAAAUAACCUGCUAGUCUUGUGCACAAUACACUGACUCUCCAUAGUCUCCAUUUAAUUGAUGAAAAAUAGCUUUCUAAAUAAGUAUAUUCAAGCUUAAGAAUUUGGCCUUUUGGAGACAAUUCCACAUUAUUUUUUAACCAUUUGCUCAAUUAUAUUCUACACUGAAACAAAGUCAAACUGGAAAAACACAUGCUGCAUAACAUAGGGUGUUAAAAGGAUGUUACCGCUUAAAACAGUUUGCUCCAUAAAGUGUAUUCUGUACUUUAUUGAGAAGACCCUAAUACAUUUCAAUAUUGUUAGAUGUUGUUGGAUGACUUUUGGGACUGUAAGUAGAAAAAGUAGAUAUAAACCCCCUAAGUAAAAGUGAAAUGGCAGUGAAACUGGUCGAUAGAUUAAUGGAUGAUUUGGGAUGUAUCCAUAAAUCCCAUUAAAGUCUUCGAUAACCGGUGCUUCAACUUUUGAGACAUAAGUAGUUACAUUAGAAUUCUGUCCUCUUAGUAUUUGAUUUGUGCUGCUGUUUGUCAGUUUUAAAGUUUUGUUAACUCCCUGUAUCCAUGCACAUGCAGACUGAAAAUUUGUUGCAUAGUGGAGGUUCAACCACUGCAAAAGGUUGACUUGAAAAAUGAAUUUAAUUUACAAUAAGGUUAUUAUGAAACUUGUAAAAUGUUUUAUUAUCCCAUUAAAUAUUAUAGCAUUUUUUCCUCGGAGUAUGUACUACCCUUAUGUAUAUGGUUUACCAUCUUAGUUAGUCCCUCUGUGUCAUUUUAGUUUGACUUGACUAGAACAAUAGACUAAGAUUUUCAAAUCUGACUACUUGUGUGCACAGACAUGCCAAAGCUUAUUCAUAUAUAUUAGAGGGGGCUGCUAUAUUUAAAUAUAUUACAUAUGAAGAAAGUAUGUUCAUCACUAUGAUGGCUUACCUUAACAUUACAUUUAUGAUCUUUGCCGCAAACCUCAAAGGACAGUUGAAGCAACCAAGGCAUUAUUGCUUUAUCAUAUGUCAGAAUGUUUUUAUAAAUGUGUAUACCUAAUGCAUUUGACAUUAUGAAUAUUGCUAUUUUAUGACUUGAGUGAAAAUAUGAGUUACUUUCCUUAUUAAAAAUAAAAGAGUAGAUUCUUUGAAGGGGAGCUGUUAAAAAUGUUAUAUAUUGUUUAUUGUUAAUUUAAAAAACAUUUGUGCUUCCUUUUUGUUUUCUGCAAGAGAUAUGCAUUUUUUUAAACAACAGCAGGGAAAAACAAUUACACUGACAGACCUCUUCAUAUUGUAAAAUUCUUAAUGCUGUGAUAUAUUGUUUUAGGAAUAUCUAUUUCUGUGUAUAUUUAAAUUUGACCAAACAAAUAACUGACUAUUGGCAAUCUGUGCAACUAUAAAACAAUAGAUAACCAUACCAGAAAAAUGUAACUUUUUCAAUAAAGUUGUUUAAAAUACCA
This is a messenger RNA of Xenopus tropicalis (tropical clawed frog), 4605 nucleotides long. RefSeq names its product leptin receptor overlapping transcript like 1 (gene leprotl1). Gene Ontology annotation, cellular component: membrane. The coding region runs from base 199 to 594 and encodes 131 amino acids. The record is from RefSeq and is a predicted model, not a curated record. The transcript is spliced from 4 exons. NCBI's taxonomy places the organism in Eukaryota, Metazoa, Chordata, Amphibia, Anura, Pipidae.